Molecule: messenger RNA, 3051 nt
Organism: Naegleria fowleri
Lineage: Eukaryota; Heterolobosea; Eutetramitea; Acrasida; Naegleriidae
Exons: 2
Coding region: 1-3051 (1016 amino acids)
Biological process (GO): microtubule-based movement
Molecular function (GO): ATP binding; microtubule motor activity; microtubule binding
Source: RefSeq, a predicted model, not a curated record
AUGUCCAAUUCCCAACCACAGCCACAUCGUGCCAAAGUGGUCGUUCGGUUCAAGCCACCUUCCUCAUCAUCGUCCUCAUCGUCGUCCUCAUCGAGAGAAAGAUCUUCUUCCUCUGCCAACCUCAAUGAUUGGUUUGUGUUUGAAGGAAAUAAUGGAAUUAAGGUUGUUCAACAACCAAAAAAGAGCGAACCGAAAGAUGAUGAGCCUCUUCCAACCACCAACAAGAUGGAGUUUGAUAGAGUAGUUAAGGGUGAUGCCUCACAGGAAACCAUGUAUCAGGCAUCCAUAGGUCCUUCAUUGAUCAAGGAUCUAUUAUCGGGAAUGAAUCAUAAUGUGAUGGUGUAUGGUGGGAAGGAUUCAGGAAAAACCUAUUGUUUGAUUGGAGGUUCAUUGGAAAAAAAAGAACAUGAAUAUGGUCUACUUCCACGGAUCGGAAUGGAUCUGUUUGAAAGUAUCGAGGAAGAGAGUAGCAACGAAAAGACUAACAUCAAUAGAAAAGAGUAUAAAGUUUCACUUUCCAUGAUGGAAGCGCAUGAAGAGAAAAUCUAUGACCUGUUAGAGCCAGAUCAUUUAGAGAGGCACCUGUUCAACUCUCCCUUCAAAGGUCUAAUCGUUCAACAUCUUUCUGAAAUUUGUGUUGGAUCCUACGAUGAAUUUAUGGAAUUAUUACGAUUCGGAACAAAAAUUCAACAGGUAUUCAGAGUGAAAAUGAAUGCAGACGCUAUGAAAUGCCACACUGUGAUAUCCAUCAAAGUUGUCGCAACAGACAUGGAUACUGAAGAAUCGUGGCACUCGUUAUUGAAUUGUGUUGAAGUUGCUCCUGGAAGCGAAAAGGAAACAGGUUGUGAUGAUUCUACUCUCUCCUCAUUAUCAUCAUUGCAAUCUUUUGUACGAACUCUCGGCAAACAGCAACAACAGCCAAAUGAAAGCAGAGAGCAACAGGUUGGUUUGGAGCAUGCAAUGAAAAGCACUCUCAUCCAACUAGUGCGAGAAUCAUUUGGAGGAAAUGCAAAGACUACUCUUAUUUGUACUUGCUCUUCAUCUCCACAGAGCGGCGAAGAGACUCUGUCAACUCUUUCAUUUGGAAUUUUAUUCAAGACUCGUGUUUCAGGAUCAAUUCAUACCAAUACUCUAAAAAGUGCUUGGGAAUUACAGGCGAUGGUCACCAAAUUAGCUAAGCAGUGCAGCGAAUUGAUGAGUUCGAACACAGACACCCAAAACAAUCAGGCAAAGCUCUCUCCUCAAAAAAUUGUUGAAUUGGAAUUGUUUAUUGAGGAAUUGAAAGAAAAACAUCAAUCAGAAUUGCACAAUUUAAAAAAUGAGAAUUCACAUCUCGAAAAAGAGCUGGCUAACCUCAAAAGCAAUAUGAAGAAACAAAAGGAGGCAAGCUCAAAGUUGCAAGAAGAACUCGAUAACGCCAAAGAAUUAGCGGAAUCCUUUAACAAGAAGCAAGAGGAUUUACAAAGCCAAUAUCAAUACAAGUCCAAUGAACUCGAGUUGGAAAUUAAAUCGUUGCGAGAACAGCUCAUUGAGGAAGAAAAGAAGCGAAACGAGCUUCUCAAAGAGCUUGAGAAUGUGAAAGAAGAGGCCAAGCUCAACAUUGCUCAUCUUCAAGAAAUUGCUCAAAAUAUUUCCGAGUCAGAAGCGAGGGCAAAAGUCAUGUUUGGUUUCGACAAGUUAACAGAAAGUAACAAGAUGUACCGUUCCAUGAAUGCCAAACUCAAUGAAAGGAUUUUUGACUUGGAGGAAAAGUUGGAGGAAUCCCAGAGAAAAUUUGCUGCUCUGGAGGCUGAGAUGGAUACACAAGAAGAAUUUAAUUCCCGAGAAAUUUCAAGACUCGAAAAGGAAAACAAACAACUCUCCAAAAAACUACGAAAAUUUGAAAAGGAGGUUGAAGAACUCGACGAAGAAUGUGUCGAUUUAGAAAUGGAGCUCAACAAAUGCAUUGGAGAGGUAGAAACUUUUGAAGAUACCAUAGAAGACCUCAAAGACAAGAUUGCAAAACUCGAGAAGGAAAUUCGUUCAAACGAUGAAGAAAUUAUGAUUCUUAAAACCCAGUUGAAGAAGGCUGAGAAUUCAGACCUUCUCGAUGAAGAUCUUGAAGAUUUUAUUUUAGAUGAGUAUUCUGGCAAGAUAAAGAAACUGAGAGACCAAUUUGCAGCUGUGGAAUCCAAGAAAGAUCGUCUUAUUGAAAAGUAUAAAAUUGAAGCAAAUGAGGAAAGAAAGAACAUUAAAACGUUGGAAAAGGACUACAAUCGAAAACUAGAUCGUUUAGAGGACGAACUAGAGGAAGAGAAGGAGAAGUUUGACAACAUGGAGGCAGAUUUUCUUGACCUGGAAGAAAAAUCAGACAAAAAUAAGGACAAAAUCAAGUUGCUCGAAAAGGAGUUAAAAGCUUUGGAAAAACUAUUGGAAGACAAGGAUGAUUUUCAUGAAAAGAUUAAGGCAGACUACGAAGAGAGUAUCAAGUCAAAGGACAAGGAUUUAGAACAACUCACCAUUCAGAAAGAGGCUCUAAAGCAACAAAUAUCAGAACUUCAAACUUCUUUGGACAAAUCUAGCAAGCAUGGUUCAUCGGACUCAGAAAUAUCAUGGAAGCAAAAGGUCGGAAAGAAUUGGGCUAAUGACUUUUUCGAAAUGAAAAGCAAGUUAGAAAAGGUUCAAGCUCUCAAAGACAAAUUCGAGAAGGAAAGCUUACAGUCGCGGCAGCAAAUUCAAAGCGAAAGAUCCAAACUCCAAGCAGCUAACAAAAAGAUUGAACUUCAAAACUCGAGAAUUUUGGAGCUUCAAAAAGAGCUCGACAUGUCCCGCUCUCAAAAAGGCUUAAAACAUCAAGUACGAGAAAAACAAAAACAAAAAAAGCAAGAAAUGCAAGAAGAGCUUGAAAAAUUGAAAAAAGCACUUGUGACCAAUGAACAAAUUUCGAUUGUUGCACCAAAGAUUGCAAGAAGAAAAGCCAUUUUUAAGCCAGCUGUUAAACACGUUCCACAAGAUGGAGACUCCACUAAUGAACUCGCUCGGGUGUUUCAAUCGAGGGCCAACAAGGAAUGA